Messenger RNA from Protobothrops mucrosquamatus (brown spotted pit viper), 936 nucleotides. RefSeq names its product dorsal inhibitory axon guidance protein (gene DRAXIN). The record is from RefSeq and is a predicted model, not a curated record. The coding region runs from base 1 to 936 and encodes 311 amino acids. Lineage: Eukaryota; Metazoa; Chordata; Lepidosauria; Squamata; Viperidae. Gene Ontology annotation, biological process: axon guidance; Wnt signaling pathway. Gene Ontology annotation, cellular component: extracellular region. The transcript has 5 exons.
AUGGCCGCCAACAUCCCCGAAAACGACAACCGCUUCCCCAGCCGGGAUUCCUGGAUGCAAUCCUUGCGAGUCGCCCCGUACCGACACAGACAAGGGCUGGAUAACCAGCAUACAAACCACGAUGAGAUGCUGCCCGGGUUUCCAGGCUCCAGAGCAGCCGGUGGUCCCAGCUUGGAGGGGGCAGAAUCCAGGGGGGUGGAACGGCCGGCCGACCUCCGGCAGAAAGGCGCCUUUGUGGGGUUUGCUGUCCCGUACCCCGAGCAGGAGAAUCAGAAUCCGGUACCUGAAAGGGCGAGGAAGCAGGGCCAGGUGCAUCGGCGCCAUACGCGAAGGAAGAGGCUGAAACAGCACCAAGGGAAAGGCUCCAAAUUGAGACCCCGGGCCUUGGUGAAGAAGCCGGGCAGCCUUGUGGACCAUUUUUGGCCCUUCCAUGGGGAAGGGGCUGCAGCUGGCUCGGCCCCCACCUCCCUCCCCAGCCCUGUGCCCCAGAUGUUGACGGAGGACCCCCUUCCUGUCCGGGCCAUCUCCUCCCAGCCCCAGUUCCACCAAUGGCAAGAGGGGGACGUUAUGCCCACCUUGGACAUGACCCUCUUUGACUGGACGGAUUACGAAGACCUGAGGCUGGACCUGUGGACUUCUGACAGGAAAAAAGGGCGGACUGCUAAAAGCGGCAACGAGACCACGUCGGCCGAAGGGGGGGAGUCCUGCGAUCAUCACUUGGACUGCCUCUCAGGUAGCUGUUGUGAUUUGCGCGAACACCUCUGCAAGCUGCACAACCGGGGGCUUAACAACAAAUGUUACGACGACUGUAUGUGCACCGAAGGUCUCCGCUGCUACGCUAAAUUCCACCGGAACCGCAGGGUCGUCCGACGGAGAGGCCGCUGCGUAGAUCCAGACUCUGCGGAUGGCGAUCAGGGGUCCUUCCUUAAUGUCUAG